AUGGAAAAUACAUUUAAUAGAAAUGUUUUAAGAAAUAGAAGUGAGUUUGCUGUUAACUUUACAAAUAACUACUUCCCAGAGGUCAUCAAAGAGGUUGAAGAUGCUAUCAAAGAGAACAAAGUCGUAGUAGUUGGAAUGGCAUACAAUCCACAUGUUAAAGAGAUCAGAAACAAUUUGACCAAUGCAGGUAUUCCAUUCAAAUAUUUAGAGUAUGGUAGUUAUUUCUCAGGUUGGGACAAACGUUUGGCUCUGAAAAUGUGGUCGGGCUUCCCUACAUUCCCACAAGUUUUCCGUAACGGUACUCUCAUUGGUGGUGCAGAUACCGCAACUCAAGAGAUAAAAGAUGGAAAAUUCAACGAAUAA
This is a messenger RNA of Heterostelium album PN500, 363 nucleotides long. RefSeq lists its product as uncharacterized. The transcript has a single exon. NCBI's taxonomy places the organism in Eukaryota, Evosea, Eumycetozoa, Acytosteliales, Acytosteliaceae. The record is from RefSeq and is a predicted model, not a curated record. Bases 1 to 363 code for a protein of 120 amino acids.